Messenger RNA from Parus major (Great Tit), 922 nucleotides. RefSeq names its product CKLF like MARVEL transmembrane domain containing 4 (gene CMTM4). Gene Ontology annotation, cellular component: membrane. NCBI's taxonomy places the organism in Eukaryota, Metazoa, Chordata, Aves, Passeriformes, Paridae. The transcript has 5 exons. The coding region runs from base 95 to 886 and encodes 263 amino acids. The record is from RefSeq and is a predicted model, not a curated record.
GGCGGGCGCGGGGCGGCCAUGCAGCCCUCUCUGCCUUAGCUGAGCACGGCGCUCGGGCCGGAGCCCGCGGCCACCCCCCGGCGGCACCGGCACCAUGAGGAACGGCGAUGACCUGGAGGGCUUCGACGGCGAGGCGUCCAGCGCCUCCAUGAUCUCGGCGGCCAGCAGCCCUUACCAGCCCACCACAGAGCCCGUCAGCCAGCGCCGCGGGCUGGGCGGCCUGCGCUGCGACCUGGACUACCUGCGGGGCACCUUGGGCAGGCUGAAGCUGGCCGAGGUGCUUUUGGCACUGACCGCGUUCAUCUGCAUAGAGACCAUCAUGGAAUGCUCCCCUUGCGAGGGCCUUUAUUUCUUUGAGUUUGUGAGCUGCAGUGCACUGGUGGUUACUGGAGCUCUCCUGCUUUUGUUCAGUCUGAACCUUCACACAAGAAUACCCCAGAUCAACUGGAAUCUUACUGAUCUGGUCAACACUGGAGUCAGCACUUUCUUCUUUUUCAUUGCCUCUGUAGUACUGGCUGCUUUAAACCAUAAAACUGGAGCAGAAAUUGCUGCUGUGGUGUUUGGUUUCCUGGCAAUGGCAGUGUAUGCUGUGAACACGUUUUUAGCAGUUAAAAAGUGGCGGGUGAGCAGCAGGCAGCAGAGCAGCCGGCAGAGCAGCGACUACAUCCGCGCUCGGACAGAGUCCAGGGAGGUGGUGCAUCGGCCCGAGAUCCUGCGCCUGGACGCGAGGAAAAGGUGGAUGGAGGGUGGCGGAGGAUGCCCAGCCCUGCACGUGCACAGAGAUGCUUUGAGCCAGAAGCUGCUGUCGUGGAGGCAGAAAAUGUGGGUUGUUCAAAAGGAAGAUCCCCUCAAGACCUCCAGAUAUACACAUGCAUAUAUUAUAUAGCUCACAGAAUAUAUAAUAUAUGUCUGUUCUGAAGUA